This is a messenger RNA of Mycena indigotica, 1509 nucleotides long. RefSeq lists its product as uncharacterized. Lineage: Eukaryota; Fungi; Basidiomycota; Agaricomycetes; Agaricales; Mycenaceae. The record is from RefSeq and is a predicted model, not a curated record. The coding region runs from base 1 to 1509 and encodes 502 amino acids. The transcript is spliced from 4 exons.
AUGCAGUACUCUCACUUAUCAGCCUCUGGCGAGCGUAGAGACAUGGACACUCCAAACACGGUAUUCAUCAUCUUUCCCAGCCCAGGCCAGACGGUUGAGCAGCUUUCAUUUCAGACACCCUUCCAGUCGCACCAGAGUAUCGGUCAAGCCCUGGGCCCUCAUAUGGCUAACCAGCCUCCCUAUACCCGGCAGGAUAGCUAUAACCAUCGCAUCUCCCCACAAAGCCAAUCACCGCCCACACAGCUCACCUUUGUGAAUACUCCAGUCGCUGGUCCCUCGUCUGCAGGGGCGGCAGCCAAGCGAAAGCAGCCGCAAUCAGAUAGCCUUUUGAAUGGCCAUGUCUCCAAGCGAAGGAGAGAAUUGGAGGAAUCGCCGACGACGGCAAUAACAACGGAGAGUUAUGAUGAUUCAAGUGGCUCUGGGGCCAAGCACUGGACAGAUGAGGAGAAGACUCUGCUAUUCCAGUGGUUAAUGGCGCCAGCUCAUGACGAUCACUGGAAUGCUCUUCGAGCCACAAAAAAUUCAUGUCUGCGAGAGUGUGCGGUGGAGGUGUUUGCAAAUAAGAAGACGUAUCAAGCGCUCAAAGGCUGCUAUGAACGCAACUUCAAUUUGUUCAAACAGAUCUACGCUUUCGAGACGUUUCAUCAGCAGGCAGGGACUGGGCCAAUGAACCUACAAGGGGAGGGCGAACGAGUGCGUGAGUACGAAAGAAGACUCGGGUUAGCACGGAGAGGCGGGUGUGAUGUGGGCAAUAUCUCAGCGCGGGUUGUUGACCACUGGCAUCGCAUAGGCUGGUAUGAACUUUUUUUUCGCAGGUAUGAUGAUGUGUCUGUUCUCACAACGCCGACCUCACACGAAGCAAGGUGGAAUGGAGAUCCUGUCGCUGUUGCGCGAACGUUGCCAUCGAGGGGUACCACAAACGGCAUUGGGGAAGAAGGCGAUGUCGACGAUGACCAGACACUCGACUAUUCAAGCUCUCCACAUCCACAACCACCCCAACCUAUUUUACAUCAGCAUAUCCAACAGCAGCAACAAUAUGUGUCAUAUGUCAGUCCACACCAAACAUUGCGCGACCCUCCUCCUACACAGCCACCAACAUCGACCCUCAGGUCAUCACCCCCUCCACUUGCACCACCAGUCCAAACGCCAAACCCACCCCCGAUCGUUCCAGCGGCUGCCUCAGAGCAGGUUAUUAUGACGGUUCCGGUCACACAGGGAUUGAUGUCUGCCUAUCUACAACUCCUCCAAAUGCAGACACAGACGGGGAAGCAAAAACUUGAAUAUUUGCGGCGACGGGAAGAAAGGGAAGAAAAGGAUAGUCUCCAUCGAAGGGAGACGGAAAGAUUACGGUCGGAGCGGGAGAAGGCCGAAUUUGAGCACAACAAACAGACCGCCAAUAUUAAAGCGCGAGCAGACCGCGCAAUCGAGGUUCUAGGGAGCCCGAUGUUGGAUGCGUCGUUGAAGCAGGCCGCUGGGGACUACUUAAAGAAACUAUUCAGUGAGGGAUAA